Molecule: messenger RNA, 936 nt
Organism: Rotaria sordida
Lineage: Eukaryota; Metazoa; Rotifera; Eurotatoria; Philodinida; Philodinidae
Source: the annotation of a GenBank genome assembly
AUGCUUCGGUGGAACACAACAGGUAUUACUGUAGCCGGAAUUGUUGGUAAUCCAGGAAAUGCAAAUAACCAACUUAAUACUCCUUUUGAUGUCAUAUUGGACUAUGCCAAUAAUCUCUAUAUUGCUGAUCGAGCAAAUCAUAGAAUUCAAAAAUAUUCGUUAGGUGCUUCAAUCGGCAAGACAGUGGCUGGAAACGGAACGAUCGGUUCAUCUCAGUAUCAGCUAUAUAAUCCAUCACGGGUGAUCAUUGACUUAAAUGGAAAUUUCUAUAUAUCCGAUACAUAUAAUCAUCGAAUUCAAUUCUGGCGUAAUGGUGCUGUUUCUGGAACAAUAGUUGCUGGCAUAACAGGUCCUUGUGGAAACGCUAACAAUCAAUUAUGUACUCCUUACGGUAUUGCUCCUCAUCCAACAUCAGGUACACUAUAUAUAUCGGAUUAUAGUAAUCAUCGAAUAAUGUCAUACACAUUCGGCGCUAAUAAUGGCACGUUGGUACUCUGUAGUAAUGGGCCCGGAACAAAUAAUACUCAGUUAUCUUCACCUGUAGGUUUACACUUUGAUUCAUUUUCAAAUAGUCUUGUCAUUACCAAUUCUGCUGCUAAUAAUAUUGUUCGACAUAUAUCGGGUAUGAGUGGUUGGACACUUGUUGCUGGUAAUAUCAAUGGUUCGUCAGGUACAGCAUCAACACGCCUUUUUUAUCCUACUGACGUGACAUUUGAUCCAAUGGGUAAUAUGUAUGUUGCUGAUUCAUCUAACCAUCGUAUUCAAUUUUUCUAUGCCGAUCACUUAAAUGCCACAAUCAUAGCUGGAAUGUCAGGUGUAGUUGGUAAUAAUGCAACCACACUCAAUGGACCUCGAUCUGUGAAACUUGACAGUCAACUUAAUUUGUACGUGGUAGACACAUUUAAUUCUCGAAUUCAAAAGUUUUUACGUUAUUAA